Messenger RNA from Octopus bimaculoides (California two-spot octopus), 7834 nucleotides. RefSeq lists its product as uncharacterized. Lineage: Eukaryota; Metazoa; Mollusca; Cephalopoda; Octopoda; Octopodidae. The record is from RefSeq and is a predicted model, not a curated record. Gene Ontology annotation, cellular component: centriolar satellite; ciliary basal body; centrosome. Gene Ontology annotation, biological process: non-motile cilium assembly; protein localization to centrosome; microtubule anchoring at centrosome.
CGGAAGUCAAUAGUAUAGUGUACUGUUCUUUGAAAAUUCGAAACAUAGUGACUAAAUUUGGUAAGCUAAUCUUUCUUUCACUAUGACUACUUUAUAUGUAUAAAGACAAAGUAAGAUAUUCUUCUUAUUCGUUUACUUUUUAAGUCACUAAUUUUAGUGGUUGUUGCUUGUUUUGAAGUCAUGGCAACAGGAGGAUCACCAUCAAAGGGAUCUUCGUCAGAUUCGCAUGCCCGCUCUGGAUGGCAAAGUACGUCAGAUGAUGCCGUUAGUAUGAAUAGCAUUCAGAAUGAACUGCGUCCAAAUAAUUUAGAGGUUAGUGAAUGGAAAGAGUCAACCCUUGAAUCAAAUAAGCGACGUAAGAAAGGAAACCGCGAGAGGGAACGCGAAAGAGGUCAGUCCUUGUUACAAGAUCUCCCUUCUCCUACAGAACGACGCCAACAUACUCCGUCAUCAUAUUCUCGUACGAAAUUACCUCCAAAUGCUGAGUUAAGUGAAAGAAUGGAAUUAGAAAAUUUAAAACAGCACUUCAGUUUUGAUGAUUAUGAAGUGAGUAGUGAUGAUGAAAAAAAUAAUGAAAAGACUGUAUCAUUUAAUCGACGUGAUAUGCCUCCGAAUUAUACUCGUCAAGAUACUUCUAGCACGAUUAGUGAAAAUCAUCGCCAUUCUGACAGCGAAUCAAGAAAAAAUCAAAAAACAAACAAGAAAAAUAGGAAUCGUACUGGUGAUGCACGUUAUCCGAGCGAAGAAAUUGAAGAAAAAGAAAAGAAUGAUGAGAAAAGAGGCGCUCAAAAUAACAUUUCGCAGGACAGGACCCAAGAAGCUAUUACUGACAGUAAUCAAAUUGUUGCUAGAAUGAUGCAAAUUAAAGAUUAUAGAAAACAAAUAAAAUUAAUGAUGGAUACGUUACAGGAAUCAGAUGACCCCACGGAUCAUCGCAAAAUCAGCAAGCUAGCUCAAGUUCUGAAUUCAUUGGAAGAGCAAGAAAGCAGCUACAUGGAAAUCUUACAGAAAUUAUGGAUUAUUCGUAAAAGAGCCCUGUUAAAUAGUAAUUCUAAUCCUAAUGAAACUGCAAAAGGAGACUCACCUGAUGAUACAGAUUCAGUUGAUUCACAAACUUCUGACCCAGCUUUACAUACCUUUACAUCUGGUCUUCCUGAAAAAAGUGAAGAUUUAACAUCUAUAGAACAGCAGCAAAUUUUACUGAAACAAAUAAUGGAACAAAAAGAACAAUUAAAAAAAUUGCAAGAACGCCAAUCUGCUUUAUUGGCCAUAGAAAAAGAUGCUGUUCAAAAAUUGGCUGAAGCAAAAGAAAGACAGAGACUCCUACAAGAACCGACAGUGGAUAAUAUGGCAGCACCUGAGUUUGCCUUAUACCAAAGAGAUAACCAACCAGCAGAAAAUACCAUAGAAGAUGUCAUUGAAGAACAUAGGAAAAUGCAAAAUAACCUUCCAUUGUCAAACACUCAGUCAGAAGACAAUUUAAUGACUGUCGAUUUAGAGAAUCUUAGUUUUGAUACGGCUGAUUUCCAAGAAAGAAUUUGUCAAGGACGUCUUUCUUUGCAAAAUAAAUUAAAACAUCUUCAAGAGAAACGGAGAUGUGUUAAUGAACUGCUGCGUUAUGUUAAAUCUUUGCGAGCUCAAAGCACUGAUGACAUGUCACAGAUGAAUAACAACCCAGAAAACACUGAGAAUAGUGUGCAGAAUUCUGAAAAUAUUACAGAAAAAACUGAUUCUCCAGAAGAUGAUCUAAAUAUACCUGAACCUAAUGAAAAAUGGGAAGAAUUACUUGGAGUAAGGGAACGACUUAAUCACCUAAGAUCACUAUUUAAAGAAUAUCAGGUUUGUGCUAAUGAUGAAGCUACUGAAGCAAAAGAUGUAACGUCUACUGAAGAAGGGGAAAAAACACAAAACCACCAGCAUAUUAAAAGUUCUUCCUGUGAAGCGUCUGACAAAUAUUCUGACUCAAACCAUAUUCAAAACCUUUCAGAUUUUGAGGAAGAUUUUAAUACUGAACUUGGUUCAUUAAUAAGCCAGCCAGGAGUGCGUGACAAACUCAAUGAACUCCAAGAGGCAAAGGAUCGUUUAAGACAUCUUCAAAAAUUAAUUAAUAAACUUAAUGAUUCUCCUGACGGCCCCCCUGAACAAACUGCUGAAGAGUUGGCAGAAGUCCUUGCUCAGAGUGAUAAUCAAACUAUUAGCAAACAACUUUCCAGGUCAGCUGGUUUGCCAGAGGCUAGUGCCUUACCCAAUGGAGCUGCCUUCACACAAGUAAGUCAUGAUCAAUUAAUUCCUCUACAAAAUAAAUCUGCUAAGCUUAAAUUGAAAAUGCAAGAACAGCAACUUGAGGUAGAUCGUCUGAAGGAACAACGUGAAAGACUUCUCUCUUUUCAUCAGCAGCUUUUAAACUUCCAUGAUAGUUUACCAAGCUGGAAUGAUGAGAUGGAUAAAUCUGAUCGAGAUAAGACUAAUGAAGUGACUUUUGCUCCAGAACCAGAAAUACAAGAUCUUAACCAAAUGACAUAUUCUUCAAAUGAUGAACUCUACAAUAAAAUGAGGAAAGAAAGAAUUCAAAGAGAAGAACUUAGGCAAAGAAAGAAAGAAAUGGAAGAUUUAAUGCACAAGGAUAAACCUAAGCGUAAUUAUUCUCGUAACCAAGAUAAUCAAAGUGAUUCAGUGUCUUAUUCUACUGACUUCCUCGGAGCUAAUACAAGUGCAGAUGUAACUAUGGCAACUUGGGGUGGUUCUACAGCUGAUAAUUUUGAGAAUAUAAAUGAAGGUUGUGAUAGGGAUGAUGAUGAAGAGGAGGAGGAAGGUGAUGAUGAUGAAGAAAGGGAUGAUAUUAAUGAAGAAUUUAAUGAGGAUGAUGAUUAUUUCAGUGAUGUGAUAAGGGAUGCAGAAGAAGGAGGAGAAUCUUCUAGUAAAGAAACUUAUACUAUUGAAAAAGAUGCAAGAAGGCAUGUUAAGCAGUCUCAACCAUGUUUACUGGGUUGUAUGCCAUUAGACUCUAGAGGGAGCUUCCCUCCUGGAAAGAGAAAUAAAUAUUGUUGCCAACGUUCUGAUUCUAAGGGGAACUCACCAAAUCAAAAGCAAUUUGGUCGAACUAACAGUGGCUUUGCUCGGAAGCAAGAAAACAUUCGUGCUGCAGAAUAUAUAAUUCAAGAAGAUGAACAUGAUGAAAGUUUGCAGUCUGAAAACAGCCCUCUGAAUAUACUUGAAAGACAGAUGGAUAAAAUGGCUAGCACUUAUCAAGACCUACUAAUUGAACAGCAACAGCUUCGUCAACAGUUACAUAUGAUGAGAUAUCAAAAUACCAAUGCAUUUGCCUUUGAUGCCAACCAACCAACUAAUAUGUACUGGCAAUCUAAUCCAUUUUUAACACCACCUGCUGAAUUUCAAAACUCAGCUUCACAGCAACAGAUUUUAUUAGCAUUGAGUCAGUGUUUUCAACAACUUUCAGUUCAACAGUCUGAAAUGAAUAAUUUACAACGCCAACUCCACACGUUGGUUUUACAAUCUUCAAGAACCGAUUCUACUUCUACGAAUUCAUAUAUGCAGAAUUCAUUCCCUACCGGUGUCAAUCAAUGGAAGAAACCCAGACAUUUCUGUUGGGAACCUUACCCUCAAAAUCCAUACCUCUGCAGUAAUAGAUUUCCUAGUCCCCUGCUAAAACCUGAUGCCAUACAGAAAACAAAAGCAAGAAGUAAUAAUAUGCUUUCUUCCACAGUUCCUACUGCUAAAUCAAGAAAACGAACAAAUUCUUCAGACAAAAAUUUCAGACGUCGACAUCUAAAUAAACAACAUUGUGAUAAAGAUAAUGCUGAAAAAUGUCCUAAAGGCUGUAGUCAGACUUGUUCGUAUUUUUGGAACUUUUCUAACACAAAUAAGGACGAUGUGGUUGAUGUCCCAGCAAGAUCUAAAAAAUUAUCUGCAUCAUCUCGGCAAAAACACACUGCUAAUUCGUCAUCAAAAAAUAUGACAUCUGAAGAUGGCAAAAAGAAAUUAAAAUCAUCUCAGAAUACAAUAGAAUUCAAGCAAGAAGCACCUAAUGCUUCUGCUAAAUUUUAUCCCAAGUCUACUAGUAACAAUUCAAGCAGUAAGAAAACCAAAAAUGGAGGUGCGUGGUCAAAUAAAACUACAGCUGAUCUUGUGAAUCAGUGUGAAUCAGGAGCUACAAAGAAAGAAAAUACUUCAGAUCAACAAGAUUCUAAUAGUUUUGACUCUCUCAAGUCAGAUAUCUAUGCUGAAGUUGCAAAGUUAAUAUCUCAGAAUGAAAAACACCCCAAAUAUAUGAUCUCUUUAUUUCAGAAACUCCAAUGUUUUGAUUCUUAUAGCAAGCGUGAUCACAUAAUGGGUAUCAUAGAUGCUCUGAUAGAACAAGCACGAUAUAACCAGACAUUAUUUUCUUCUAAAUUCGAUGAAUUCCCACGUCCUAAUCUGACAUCAAACAGAAUCUCACUUAUUUCUGAUAAUGCCAAAAUAGAAAACACAUUAAGAACGAAAACCCAGGAUUCAUCUAGCGAUGAUUCUGGUAGUGAAAUAAUACAGGUUGUGGCUCCAGUUUCUGAUAUGCACUUACAGUUUGCUGAAGAUUCAUUGAAGAUAGCUUUGCAUAAGGUGACAAAGCAACAACAAAGUGAAAGUCGAGACAAAAUAUUAAAUAGGGAACUCCAUCAUUCAAGUCACGCUGCCGUAGACCAAGGAAGUGAGAGCUCUGUUUCAGAUAUGCUAGUUGUAAAAAGUGAUAACCAAAAUUUCUCAGAAACAAUUAAGGAAAUCUCUAAACAACUAAUCCCAAUCAUUAACCUUCACAAGAAUGAAACGUUUUCUGAAGUAAUUAUUAGUGAUGUUCAACAAAAAAUAGUAAUUUUAUAUCGUCAGUUCUUUUCUGAACAAGAUAUCAAUUUCAAGCAUUUGAACUCUAAUCUUUAUAAUAAUCUAAUAGAAUUCAAAAACCAAAGAGUUGCAGAUUGCUACCAUGCAGUGCUCAAGAAAAUAUCUGAUGUCCUGCACAAUGAACUGUCAUAUUUAAGAUUAAUGGAAGAUCUUGGUGAAAAUACUUUAUCUAAAAGUUUAAUUGAAAGACUAACAAUUUUUAGUCAAAACACUAAUGACACUUCAAUAGUAGAUCAGUUAACAAAUGAUUCAGAUAUCACUUUGGUGGCAUCAGGAACCCAGUUGCUAGCAGAUGGAGACUUAACCACGAGAGAUUCUUUAUUAUCUUGCCACAAGAAGUUGUCUGAUAAUAUACAGGUUGAUGUAAAGGAAAAGAAUAGAUAUGAGAAUGCAGAAGAAAUGCCAAAUGGAUUUUUAUCCUGUUCAAGCAAAAAUAGUCAAGAUCAAGGUGUACCAAUGGAGAUUGAACUUGCUGUCAGUGAGACAAAGCCAUUUUCAAAAAUUGGCAGUGAUGAAGAUGAUGAAGAUGAUGAUGAAUCUCAUAAUGCUGAAGACCCUUCAGUAACUGCUGUUUCUUUGGCAACUGAGAAAGAAAACCAUUGUUUUCCUGAAAGAGGAGAUGGGGAUAUUCCUUCAAAAGUAAAGAAUUCUGACUCUGGAAUUUCUGGGAAGCCAAAUGGUUUGCUCCCUAAAUCUUCAAAUGAUACAAAUCACACCACUCCAUCAAACGAACAUGAUCAACUUAUUCCAUCGGCCGAUGAUCAGCUUCAAGUUGAGGAUAUACCAAAUGUUUUACAGUCAUUGUCAAAUGACCAGCUUGAAGAGGCCAUAAAUGAUCAGUUUACCCCAGGAGCUGCUUUCUUUGAAAACCUUGAAAAGACUGAAUUAGCUGGAGACAGUGAAGCCUUACCAUGCAACAAGUUAAACACACAGUUUGAUGCUGCUAGUGAUCCUUAAAUAAUUUAUAAUGCUAACAAGUUUGGAUUAAUUUUGGUAUCUGAUUGUUGAUCUUAGACACUCAGAAAAAAAAAGACAUUUUUAGACUUGGUAUUUCUUCCAAUAUAAACUGUUGCUGUUGAGUGUGUAUAUUUUAAAGGAAGAAUUUUUUUGCUUGUGUUUCCCCCUACCCUUUUGACUUUUGUGUGAAGUAGUAACUUAAGCAAUUUAUUUCACUCUUGUAUACAUUGAGUUUUAUUGAUGCCAUUACAAUUUUUCUACAACUUUCCAGAAGAGAUCCAUGGAAUUCAGUACAAACUUAUUUUCCAGCAGUUCUUUCACAUCUUAGUAUCAGCUGUCAUCUUUCCUUAAGCUGUUAAUUGUAGCUGUUUCAACAAAUUGGACUAACCUGCUAUACAGUUCAUACCUUCGUAUUUUAUUUGAAAGAUUUCGUUUUUGAUACUUGAUAUUUAUCUUUGAUUUCAGUUAUUUUUAAUCUUAUAUAAUAUUUAAAGCUUAAUUAUUAUAUUUCUGUUUUUUCAAAGAUGGCAUAUUUUUACAAUGAAAUUUUCAUUUUUCUUGCAUAUGAACUCCCAUUUGCAUAUGCCUUCUUUAGCAGUUAUAGAUGGACACGUUUUUCUAAAAAUCCGUCCAGAUGUUUUGAAUAAGUAGACUUACUAGAGAAAUUUUAUACAUCUGUAUGCUUGGCAAUUAAUCCAUAGGGCCAUUUUCUCGAAGUAUUUCAGUUGUUUCCCCUUUACCCUAGAUGACUUGUAAAUUACUCACGUGCUUGUGAACUCCAAAUAUGCGUUGACUAGUAGCAGGUAGAAAAAAAGUUCACCGAGAGGGAUAAAUAACUUUAGCCUUGAGGAAGAGGUCUAACGUUUCCAGUUCCGUUAUCUGGGUUGAAUGAUGAAAUUGUAAUUGUGAUCGAUUAUUAAUGACCAAAGUUCAUAUUCUUUUUUUCUUUCUUUUAAUGGAAUAGAGAGUAUUUUACAUAUUAAUUUGCUUUGGGGUUGCUGUUUUUCUUACCAAAUUAACUACUGCAGUUUUUCAACCAAUUGUAUCAAAAUUCUUAUUGAGACUAAAUUGUUUUGAAACACAACUUAUCACUGGUCUUAAUUUUUAACUCUCCAAAGCUAGUUUUGUUACACAAAUAAGUAUUUAUUUAGUUGCUUUAAUAUUAGAUUAAUUCCAAAUAUAUAACAUCAAAACAUCUGACUCAGUGAGUAAAUAUCAAGAAUUCCAUAAUCUCCUUAUGAAGUAGAAAAUUUUUUAUGCUUGAAUUUUGUUUUGUAUUUAAUUGCUGUUAUUUUGAAUGUAAAGUAAAUGUACUUCAAAAUUUGUUUGACAAUUUUAGUUUAUCUAAUACUUAUUAGAAAUUUUUAAUAGUAGUAAUUUAUAUUUCAAUUCUUUUUUUUUGGUUCCCAUUGAUAUAUCAAUUCCUACUUAUACUUAACCUUUCAAAAUUGUUAGCUGUUUCCUUUUCUUGUAAGUCAAAUUCAAUAAAUUCUAAAUAGAAAAUAUUUCUCUGUUACUGUUGACAUAUUAUAAACAAUAAUGAAGACAUAGCUAUAAGUAUGUGUAUUUUAGGAUUACAUUUGGAACUAAUAUAUGCACACUAUCUGGAUCUCUGAUUUUCAUCUUGCAGUUUUGAAUUACUAGCUUUAAGUACUGCAAAUUGUAAUCAUUUAUUUCACAUUGAUAGAAUAGAUUAAAAAAAAAGGUGCAGCUGUCCCUUGUGCAGAAAGUCUUCUUAAUGGUCCAGAACACAUUUAUAAAUGCUUUUUGCGUUUUCAAAAUGUUCUGCAGUAUAAUAUAUUGGUCUUUUUCUAUUAUGAAAAAACAAUUUAUUUCUUAGCUUCAUGUAAAUUUUUUUUUCUUUCUGAGAAAUGAAUAUUUUCAAUGCACAGUUUUCUCUCCACACUUAUUUUUCAGUAUCACUUGUUUCUUUUGGUUAUUUAUAUUGUUUGCCUAUAGUGUCAAUAAACUUCUUCCAAACAUU